AUGUUAUCCAAGGAUCUGACUUUGUUUUCCCUGUUGCGCGAUAUUUUCUUGUCAUAUUCUGGAGCUGACAGAAAUGGUAUCAAGAAACUCAUUCUUGAUAUGGGUUCCAUGUACGAGUAUAAGCUGCCUUCUAGUUUAUUUUCUUGUCAACUACUGAGUUGCUUGUACAUCACUCAUUGCUCAGUUGUAACGCCACACACAUUCAAUGGCUUUGGCAAUCUUGUUAGUCUCCAGAUGCAAAGCUGUACAGUCCUCAAUGGAGUGCUUGAAAAUUUGAUUAGUAGCUGCCCUAUUCUUGAGACAUUAGUACUUUCAGAUGUUGACGACUUUGGCCUUUCAGAUGUUGGUGACUUUGGCUAUCUUAAUAUCUAUGCACCAAAUCUUAAAUCCUUGCAUGUUGAUGGCAAAUUCAUGAGCGUCCAUCUGGAACAUAGCCUUCAUCUUACAGAACUCUCCUUAAAGAUGGCCAAAAACUGGAACAUGGCUCAUGAUUCGGUGUCAUUUCUUGGUUUUGUAUCUCAUUUGGAGAGGCUGAGUUUGUGUGGUCAUCUUCUCAGGAUAAAAGUUGAAACAAUUUUAGUUGAGUUUUGGCCACUUUUUCUUUUUUCUCGGUCGUCUCUUUGUGAUCAUUGCCCCAUCUCAGACUCCUCGGGGGUUCAUUACUUUGAUUGUAAAGACAAAUCGAACUUAUUCCCAGCCUUCAUCACAGGAUCUGACUUUGAUUUCCCUGUUGCGCGCUUGCCAUAUUCUGGAGCUGACAUGUGA
Messenger RNA from Ilex paraguariensis (yerba mate), 765 nucleotides. The record is from the annotation of a GenBank genome assembly. NCBI's taxonomy places the organism in Eukaryota, Viridiplantae, Streptophyta, Magnoliopsida, Aquifoliales, Aquifoliaceae.